AUGCGGGAGCAGCCCUCCGGGGGGGGGAGAGAAUCUGCGGUGGGCGCAGGCCGGGGGAGCGGGCCCGGCGGGCGGGAGGGGGCUCCUCUGGUCCCCAGGGACCGUCUCCCGUCUCUGCACGCCUGUCUCCCCGCGGUGACCCUGCGCUGGGAGGGAUGCUCGGGGAAGCCUCCAGAGGCCGGAGGGUGCAGCGGGGCUCACGCGGGACUCGGUGAGCAGGAGGGGGCACCCGCCGCCCUCCUCCCGCCUCGUGGGCUGGGACACAGCGGAGGCCGACACCCCUCGGGUCUCGUGCCAGGUGAUUACCCAGCGCACCCCCGGCGAUUUCCUCUCCUCCCCCGGGCAGUGCCUGCGGCGCGUUCCCUGAUUCGGCCCGGGCUGCGCAGUCGGCGCCGGGCAACCUGCGGGGGCCGCGUCUUCGUGCGCAGGUGCCUGGGACCCUGCAAGGCACCCGGAAAAGGCCCUGUGACCGCACAGCAAGGAGGUGGCCAUCUCGCCUAUGCCAGGAGUGGAGAAAAGCGAGGAGGGAGAGAAGCCACGUCUGUCUGUACAUGGUUCAGGCCUGCCACCAUGCCGGGCUGUCAGGUGAGAACCCAGGACCAGCUGAUGAAACCAUCUCUCUACGUGAGGCCUUGGUUCCCGUGUGCAUGCAUUUCACGUACCCCCAUUCUUGGCGCAACUAAUGGGGAGCGUGAGAAGAUGGAUGGGGCCUGCUCGCCUCUUCCAGGCUUCGUGUAUACCUACGUCUAUUCUGAAGAUGGGCACCUCUGUACUGAGAAGCACGAGAUCCCCAGAUCUGCUUGCUGGGGCGUCGCUUUGGCUUCUCUAACAGUUGAUUGCACAGUGUCAGCUUGAUUACCCAAAAGUGGUGGGAUGCCCACUGCCUCAUGGGCAGCUCCUCCUUUGCUGGACAAUUUUAUUCUGUAAUACAAAAUCUACAUCCAGAUUAAUUCCAGCUCUGCCCUGAAGCAACCGAGAACAGAUCUGUCUUCUCUUCCUGUAUGACAGCUCUUCAAAUAUUUUAAACCAAUGCUCACAUCCCAGAAGAGCCUUUACUUCUCUAGGCUAAGUAUUUCCUGUCCCUUCAAUUCCUAUAGUCAUACCUUGAGUGACAUAGGACCCAGAUUGCUUGUUAGGAUUGUGUAGUGGAGUCUUAAAAAAAAAAAAAAAAAGGUGCUGAAUGCAGACACACCUGAGACUGAGUGAGUCGCCUUCGUCCAGUGGGGCGGACCAAAUGGAAGCCUGGUGUUCCCAGUCGUAGCUGCUAUCUGCUGCAUCUCUUCACCCACAUGUUUGGAUUAAAUAGCAUUUACGGGACUGUAACGAUGUGAUAAGGGAUCUAUCCUUAUUAAAAAUGGAUAUUAUUUUAAGAAUGAAAAAACAGAUGCGACCUAGCUUCUGUUGGGUCAUACAGCGAGUCUCUGACAGAGCAAGGGUAUGAACUUAUUAUGGCUUUCGGCUGAUUCCAAGUCAAGCAGGCUUUCAUGACUAGAGAUUGAGCAGGGUACUGGAAAUGCAUGUGAUGUGCAUAGGUAAGCCUGUAUGUUCGUGGUGUAAGGCUAUCCAACAGCUCUCAACAGACCACGCCUAGAGAGGGGGUGUGGGCACGGGCAGGUGUGAUGGAAGGGGGAAUUCCACUCUCUGCUCUCUGCAUUCUUUUAUUGUUUGAAUGUUCUUAAGAAUACAACAUAUCUAAGUAAUUCCCAUGUAUUUGAAAUGCAAAUAAGAUGCUUAUGAUUUAGACCGUAGCUGUAAAUCGGAUAAAAUUCAAUGGGUGAGCUAAAAUAUACUCAAGAAUAAAGAAAAGCCCCCAGUGUGAGAGGCGGUAUGGCCUGGUGGCCAAGACCAUGGCCACUUAGAGAUCUGAGGCCUAGAUGCCAGUCUUGGAGCUACACUUUGCUUGCUUGACCUUGGACAAAUCCAUCGUUCUACUCCUUUAUUUACGCAUCUGUAAAAUGGUAAUACUAAUUUUUAGUACAUAUCUUCUAGGUUAUGUUUGUCAAGAAUAAUGAGCUCUUGGAUUUUUUUUUUUGAUUGAAGUAUAAUUUACAACAGUGUAAUGAACCCUUUCUAGCAUAGAUUUAUGAGUUUUGACAAAUGCAUAAGACCACGAAACCACUCCCACAAUAAAGAUAUAGAACAAUUCCAUCAAACUCCCCCCCCCCACCAAAUUCCCUUGCGUCCUUUGUCAUUUGCCCACCUGCAGCCCCUGGCAACCACUGAUCUGUCUUUUGUCCUUAUAGUUUGCCUUUCCCAGAAUAUCUUAUAAAUAUAAUUAUAUAGUAUAUAGCCUUUUGAGUCUGGCUUCUUCACUUAGCAUAAUAUAUUUGAGAUUCAUCCCCAUUGUUCAGUAAUUCAUUCUUUUUUUAUUGCUGAGUGAGAUUCCAUUGCACAUGAACUACAGUUUUGUAUACCUAUUCACUAGAGAAAGAACAUUGGGGUUGUUUCCAGUUUGGGUGAUUAUGAAUAAAGUUUCUAUAAACAGUCACACACAGGUUUUGUGUGCGCAUAAGUUCUUUUUGUAUGGUGAAUACUUAGACUGGAAUUACUAGGUCAUAUGACAAGUACAUAUUUAACUUUAUAGGAAACCGCCAAACUGUUUUCCAAAAUGGCUAGAUCAUGUUGCAUUCUCACCCACAAAAAUAGAGUUCCGGGUGUCCCACAUCCUCCCCAGCACUUGGUAUUGCCAGGUAUUCAUUUAUUUAUUUCUAAUUUCAGCCACUCUAAUAGGUCUUCGGUGGUAUCUGAUUGUAUUGUGAUUUGUAUUUCUCCAAUGACUAAAAAUAUUGAAUGUCUUUUCAUGGGAUUGUCUGCCAUCUGUGUAUCUUUUUUGGUGCAAUGUCUGUUGCUCUUUUUUUUUUUUUAAUGGAUGAUUUGUUUUCUUAUUGUUGAGUUUUAAAUGUUCUUUAUGUAUUCUAGAUUGAAGUCCUGUGUCAGAUAUGUGUUUUGGAAAUAUUUUCUCCUAGUCUGUGACUUGUCUUUUAAGUGUUUUGAUAGUGCCUUUGAAAGAUAAGUUUUUAGUGUUGAUAAAAUCCAGUUUGUCAAUUU
Messenger RNA from Canis lupus familiaris (dog), 3048 nucleotides. RefSeq lists its product as uncharacterized. The transcript has 4 exons. Bases 1 to 855 code for a protein of 284 amino acids. The record is from RefSeq and is a predicted model, not a curated record. Lineage: Eukaryota; Metazoa; Chordata; Mammalia; Carnivora; Canidae.